This is a messenger RNA of Fimicolochytrium jonesii, 779 nucleotides long. RefSeq lists its product as uncharacterized. The transcript is spliced from 2 exons. Bases 222 to 779 code for a protein of 185 amino acids. Gene Ontology annotation, molecular function: protein-folding chaperone binding. The record is from RefSeq and is a predicted model, not a curated record. Lineage: Eukaryota; Fungi; Chytridiomycota; Chytridiomycetes; Spizellomycetales; Powellomycetaceae.
AAUGCUCGCAGGGGAGCAAGGUGCCCAUCUCGAGCAUCAAGCUCCUGCACUCUGGAUGUAAGUUACAGCUUAGGUAUAACCUUUGCUGGAAGCGCUGAGCCGGUUUUGGGCAGAGGUUUUGUGGCGGACAUACUGGUUUCGCAUCCGGAGGGCGAUCUCGGUUUUCUGUCUUUAACAAGUCUGAUUGAUAUCUUUCUUCCUUUCCCCUCCCCAUAGCUGUCAUGAAAGACCCCAACAUGUCCCUGGCCCAGUAUGGGAUCCGUACCGGCUCCAAGAUCAUGAUGAUCGGGGAUAACUCCCCACCCAGCACCAGCUCCCCGGCCCCGUCUUCACGCUCCGGAACACCGCAACAAGAUCAGAACAAACCCCCAGCAGUCGACAUGAAAAACGAAGACAGCGUCGUGAACCUCAUCGACUUCCACAUGGACUACAUCACAACCACCGUGAUGCCCAUCGUCGAGGAGUAUGUCGCGAAAGCUACCGAAUACCUCGAGACGGGCGAUAUCACCACCACGGAUACGGCCUCGCGGCCCGCGUCCGCCGAAUCCGGCACCACACCUAAUGCGCCUAAGAAAUUGGCGGAUUUGCACGCUAAAGCCGCGGAAUUGCUCUUGCAGCGAUUGCUGAAGAUCGAUGCUGUUGAGCUGGAACCUGGGUUUGACAGGGCCCGUUCGCGGAGGAGGGAGGCUGUGCGGUUUGUGCAGGGGCAACUCGAUAAGAUUGAUGGGAUUAAGGAGCGCGUCAAGGCUGCGGUUGCUAGCAAGAAGGGGUUAUUGUAG